AUGCGACCUCACUCCCCAAUCCUAGCCUCGCUAGCCAACGUCUUCCGGAUCCCAAUCACAAGACCACAAGUAACACCAUCAACAUCGACAAUUCUACAAACCCUCUCAGCGAAAAACUCACAGCAAACAUCAUCGUUCUCCACGACGCCAUCGCUUGCGAAACGGAAAUCAGCAUACAAACCUGACAGGCGUAUCACAUUAAUAAGAUACUUCCUCUACCACCCUCUCACACCUCGCCCCCUCCGCUUCUCACGCAACCGUUACCUACGCCACUGGACCAUCCACCGCGCCUGGCAACUCUACCAAGCGAAUCUGCGCACUCAACAGGAGACCGAACUCUACCGCCAACAACAAGCCAUGUCCGCUGCAUGCGAAGAGCUGCGCACUAGCUGCGGCGAAAGAGGCGCGAAGCUUUUCCGAGUGUCCAUGAAUAAGAAAGGUGUUUUCACGGAUCUGUUUCCGAUUGAGUAUGCGAGGCUGCAGACUGAUAGUCCCGGUAGGGAAGGGUGGAAUCAUGGGUGGAAGAGGAUGUGA
Messenger RNA from Talaromyces amestolkiae, 534 nucleotides. RefSeq lists its product as uncharacterized. Gene Ontology annotation, biological process: mitochondrial translation. The transcript has 2 exons. The coding region runs from base 1 to 534 and encodes 177 amino acids. The record is from RefSeq and is a predicted model, not a curated record. Gene Ontology annotation, molecular function: structural constituent of ribosome. Lineage: Eukaryota; Fungi; Ascomycota; Eurotiomycetes; Eurotiales; Trichocomaceae.